This is a messenger RNA of Lipotes vexillifer (Yangtze River dolphin), 1738 nucleotides long. RefSeq names its product G protein regulated inducer of neurite outgrowth 2 (gene GPRIN2). Gene Ontology annotation, cellular component: plasma membrane. The record is from RefSeq and is a predicted model, not a curated record. Lineage: Eukaryota; Metazoa; Chordata; Mammalia; Artiodactyla; Lipotidae. Gene Ontology annotation, biological process: neuron projection development.
UGAGCAAAUGCCGAGCAGCCAUGAGAUCCAGCCGCCCUGAGCGGGGUGCCCAGGAACCCCUCAGUCCCUGCCCUCAGCCCCUAUCCUGGAGCUCCUCCAGCCUGCUGGGCGCAGGCCGGGGGCAGAGGCCGGAGCUCCACAAGAGCGCCAGCAGCACCGUAUGGCAGGCCCAGCUGGGCGAGGCCAGCACGAGUGCCCAGGUCCCGGAGGAGGAAGGGCGCCAGGCUGAGAGUGAGGAACAGGCACGUGCCUCCAGCCCCCGGCCACAGCCCUGGGCUGUGGGUCACUGGCGGGGCAGCACUGUGGGCGGUGGUGACCUUUGCUGCCUGCGGGACCCCAGCACCGCCGCUGUGCAGAGAAGCCACUCGGACCUGGUCUGCAGCACCCAGAUCUGGGGCCACAGCAGUGCCCGAAAGGCCAGCCUCAGCUGCUCAGCCCUGGGCAGCUCGCCUGUCCAUAGAGCUCAGCUGCAGCCCAGCAGCACUUCUGGCCAGGGUGGCCAAGCCCCUGCAGGCCUGGAAAGGGACCUGGCUCUGGAGGAUGAGACUUCAAACUCAGCCUGGACACUGGAGGAGGGUCAGGUGUGGGUGCCGCCACCUGCUGGGGGCACAAUGAACCACAGCAGCAGCCUCAAAGCCACUGGGCAGUCGGCCACCACCUCCUGCCAAGCUCUGCCCCCAGCAGCCCUACUCUGUGGCGUGAGGAAGGUGGGGGCCAGCAGCUGCUGCCACGGCUUGCCUGCCCCAGGGAUCCUGGCCUUUCCUAAACUAGUGGCAUCAGUGAGUGAAUCUGGGCUGCAGGCUCAGCAUGGGGUGAAAUUCCAGUGUAGGUUGCCUGCGGGGCUUCCUGGGCAUUCCCACUGCUGUGCGUACCCUUGGGGUCCCACCUGGUUAGCUAUGGAGGCCGGCGCCAGGACCAAGGAUAUGUGGACCAUGACCUCAGCAAGUGACCUGGCCCCCAUCUUGGCAUCACCUCUGUCAGCCCAGGAUGCUGGUGUGCAAGCGGCCCCCAAGGCAGUCUGCAAAGCUGUGGCCACCAGCCUGCCUCUGGAGGCCCCUGUGGCCCUGCACACAUUCCCGGAGGUAACUCUGGGGUCCAGCCUGGAGGAGGUGCCAUCCCCUGUGCGGGACGUGCGAUGGGAUGCUGAGGGCAUGACAUGGGGGGUGUAUGGAGCUGCAGUGGACCCUGAGGUACUCGGCCUGGCCAUCCAGCACCUGGAGAUGCAGUUUGAGCAGCUGCAGCGGUCCCCUGCCAGCGAGAACAGCCUGUCUGCGGAGGGCCGGCGGGGGCCACUUCGAGCUGUCAUGCAGUCCCUGCAGUGCCCCAGCUGCUGCGGCUGCUCCAGUGCAGUCCCUGAGUAAGGAGCUGCAGUCCCAGGAGCUGCCCUGGGCCCAUGGACUCAGCCCCAGGGACAGUAGGGGCCCUGUGCCCUUUGGACCCACUGGCACCCAUGGAUGUGUCUCUUCUUGGCUGUCUGCAGACCACAGGACUGCAGCCUGGGGGCUUCCUGCCCCCUGCAGCUGGGCUAGUUUUUAAGGGCUUGAUUUCCAAGAGCCACAUCUGCACACCCGGCUCUGAACUCUGGUACAGUUUCAACACUGUGCAUAAGGGGGCUCCUGACUUUUCUGUCAAAACCCUCGACCUUCUGUUCAGUCUCUCCUCAGAACUCUGCCAUGAUUUCCCCAGGCCUCUUGAUGGCUUUAUUUUCACAGCAGUGCUGAGAUACAACGAAUUCCUG